This is a messenger RNA of Temnothorax curvispinosus, 706 nucleotides long. RefSeq names its product tRNA-specific adenosine deaminase 2. Lineage: Eukaryota; Metazoa; Arthropoda; Insecta; Hymenoptera; Formicidae. The transcript has a single exon. Gene Ontology annotation, molecular function: tRNA-specific adenosine-34 deaminase activity. Bases 86 to 637 code for a protein of 183 amino acids. Gene Ontology annotation, biological process: tRNA wobble adenosine to inosine editing. The record is from RefSeq and is a predicted model, not a curated record. Gene Ontology annotation, cellular component: nucleus; cytoplasm.
UAUAAAAAAAAUAACUUUCUUAUAUUAUUGAUUUUGAAAAAUAUCUCAAACUCGCCAUAUAGUAUAAUAUUUAAUAGUACUUAUUAUGGAUAUUUUGGCGUGGAUGGACAUUGCGUUACAAAAAGCUGAAGAAUCUUUGAGAGCCGGUGAAGUCCCGGUUGGUUGUUUAUUUAUAUAUAAUAACGAAGUGCGUGCAACGGGCAAUAAUACAGUAAAUGAAACUUGUAAUGCAACUCGUCAUGCCGAGAUAAAUUGCAUCGACCAAGUCUUAAAGUUCUGUACGGAGAAACAUCUGGCGUACGAAACGGUGUUUCAUAAUUUAGAUGUAAUUGUCACGGUAGAGCCGUGCAUAAUGUGUGUGUCGGCAUUGCUUCAGCUACAAGUACGCAGUAUUGUGUACGGUUGUGCGAACGACCGAUUUGGCGGUUGCGUCAGUGUUCUCCAAGUACCAAAGUUUUACGAUCCGAAAAUCGUGAUACGUGGAAACGUUAAAGGAGAGGAGGCCAUGAGGUUACUCCAAAAUUUUUAUAAAGGCGUCAAUCCAAACGCGCCUGAACCAAAAGUCAAAAAAGGACGUAACGCUAAAGGAACUUGGUCAACAGAGAGCAACAGCUUUUUUAAUUCUGAAUUUAUGUGAAACAUUUUUGUACAUUCUCAUUUGGUAUACAUUACACGAAUAUAAAAUAUAUUUUCAGUCAUUACAUAA